AGCUCCUGGCCGGUUAGAGCGCAGCGGAGCCCGACAGCAGCAGCACAGCGCAGCGGGUCGACGAGCAGAGUCACACCGAGGACCAUUAGCUGAGGGGCGGCGGAGCUGAGGCGGAGGCUCCGGUCCACCCUGCGGGACUUUAACGGAUUUGAACCCGCUUUUCUCAUCUUCUCCCGCCGGUCUGCUGCUCUUUGUGGGGGAAUAACGGAGUUACCGUGAAAGUGGGUGAAGUACCGACAUUGGUCCGCCGCCGGCAGCCUGACAGCCGCCAGCAUGAAGAAGAACAACUCCGGGAAACGGGGUCCACAGGACUCGGCGCCGCAGCACAUUCAGCCCGAUAAGGUCGGCUGGAUCCGAAAGUUCUGCGGGAAAGGGAUCUUCAGAGAGAUCUGGAAGAACCGGUUCGUGGUUCUGAGGGGAGAUCAGCUGUUCAUCUGUGAGAAAGAGGUGAAGGAGCUGGGCCGGGCUGACGAGGUGUUGGACCUGUCGGACUACGAGCGCUGUGAGGAGAUCAGGAAGAACAAGAGUCGCAGCAAGAAGAACCACAGCAAGUUCAGACUGCAGCGCUGCAGCACGCCGGGCAACACGGUUCCUAACCUGGUCUUCCUGGCUGUCAGUCCCGAGGAGAAAGAGUCCUGGAUCAACGUCCUGAAUGUCGCCAUCACUCGAGCCAAGAACAAAAUCCUGGAUGAGGUGAUCGUAGAAGACUCUCAGCUUUCUCAUCUGACCCGAGACCGAGUGAAGAUUCCUCACACCCGACGACUGCCGACCAGAGGUCACCUGCUGGCUGUGGCCUCCACCUCCUCCUCAGAUGGGAUGCUAACUCUGGAUCUGAUCCAGGAGGAGGACGCUCCUAUUUCUCAGGGAGCCGAAGGCUGUGCCUCCCACCUCAGCUCGGACUGUCCCAGGUCCAAAACUGACGGCGCUCUCUCUGUCAAGACCGCGGAGGCUUCUGGGAAAUCCCAGAGUCUUCCCCGUGAGGUGGCGGUGGUGUGGGAGCACACGGGUCAAACCCCCCAGCCUGGAAAACGCCUGACGACAGCAGAGAAAAACCGCUGCGCCUCUAUGGACGAGAUCCUGACGCACUCAGAGACUAAAGCUGCUAAGAACAAGACAGCGGCGGCGACCCGCUCUCCGGCCUUGACGAUGAACGGCACUGCAGCGCCCAUCAGCCAGCUGCAGGAGCUGAUCAGCCAGAAGCUGGAAAAGACGGAGCGGCUGCUGAAGGAGGUGCGCGGGGAGGCUGAUGGGGAGGUCGGGGAGAGGGGGAAGAUGAAAGGGAAGGAGUCAACUGAAGGAGCGAGAGCUGAGGCAGAGAGACUCCUGAAGGAGGCGUCAGCAGCCUGGAGCCAGGCCCGGGAAGUGCUGGAGGAGGUGAAGGAACUAAGGGCAUUGUACCGACAACUGGACUCCUCCUCCACCCUCACCCCUUCCAACAGCUCCAAACUAAACCCAGACCGCAAAAGCCUGAUGUGAGCCGCAUGGUACUGACUCAUUCUGGUACGGACCGGCUUAGACCGGUCCAGUCCAGGUAAAGCCACGAAGCUGAGCGUUGCCUCUGCUUCUUUUUGUUGGACUUCAGACGAAGCUGCUGAGAACUGGAUCAACCACUUUUAAAUUAUUUGGACAAAUUCAGGUUUUGAUUUUCAGCUGUCAGGAGGAACCAGGACUUUCCUGCUGACUGAUACAGCUCAGUGCUCAGGUGCACAAUGCCUCUUCACAAAAUAUCUUCCUUACAAAAACAACGUGUAGCAUCAAUUUAACUUAAGUUGUGUCCUUUGGGAGUAUCCUUAGAUACUUUUCCAAGCUUUGAAAAUCCCUUAAUGUCUCUCUUUGGUUGCACAAACACUUGAGGUACCUUUAAAAAAGACUUAUCUGACGUCUCUCGUCAAAGUAAAAGAAAAUGUGCCAAGGCGAGAGAUUGGAGAUGAGGAAAACCCAUCACUCUGGAUCCUUUUUAUUUCACUUUAUGAAUAUUUAUGUUGGAGAUACGUUGGUACGUCUUUUGGGAAAUCUAAAGAUGAAGUUUUACGUGAAACAGUUGACAAUACAAAUGCAGGGUAAAUAUUGAAUGAAGGAGGAUUUCUUGAAUGCUGUAGAGGUCAGAAGUGAAGAGGUGAAGGACUGAAUGUGACGGUAGAUGAUCAGAAGUCAAAGCUUCAGGAUUAAUUCUGGUAUUUGUACGAGCUGCUUUGUUUGAAGAUGUCCUCCUUCCUCUUCUCUGUGGACUCAGGAGAGCUACUGCUUUUCAGGGAGGUUUUGAUGGUUCAGGUUUUGAUCACGUCCACCCUGACUUUGAGUAAAGUCAAAAGCCUUUUUGGAUUAGGUACAAGUUGAAGACCUCCAGAUGAGGACAAACAGAUACUAUGCACCAAACCGUCCGAAGCGACCUCAGACUCUUCUUCCUCUUUUUUUCUGAAUGUGAAUUUUCUCUGAGACUCUGGAAACUCAGUGACUGCGGUUGAAAUGUUUGACAAGAGCAGGACUGAUUUUCACAAUGUUUGAAUCCAUCCCCACACUCCUCAGAACACCUAAAACAUACUUGAGUAGACCCAAGAAGACCAGAUGUCAGAGUCUUUGAUUAUUCUUCUCUGCAGAUCAGGACUAGCUGCACUCUGAACAAGUGGCUAACAAAGCUAACAAGACUAACAACUCGAGAAAUUCAAAAUCUGUAGAAGUCCGUCUAAUAUUAAGUUAGGACAAGAACAAUAAAAACUACUAACAAGCAUGAUAGCUGUGCAGUCAUUAACAUCAGGGGAAAGUUAUGCUAAUGUUAGCUAAUAGAGAAGGUGAGUUUAGCCGACUCAUCACGUACAAAUUCGUAACUCUUCAAAGCUGUUUCAGUCAUUCUCAACACCCUGAACCUCUUUAGCUGGUCAGUUCAGUAAGCUAAAGACUAACAAGUUAGCAUUAAUUAGCUGGCAUUAGCUAUCUCAUGCUAACGUAGCUCCCUGGCUACAGAAAACAAGGAUGAUGCUAUCUUAUUAUGAUCAUGGAUGUGUUAAGAGACCUGGAUAUGGCGUUGGAGGCAGAGGCCUGUUCAUUCUUAUGAAAUUUGCUCAGUGGCGCAUGAAGCUAAAACGUUUAACUGCUGCAAAUAAAAAUACCCCAGUGAUCUGGGUAAAUAUAUCUGCAACUGGAUUAGCUACAUGACACCCACCUACACGCCAGUCCCCGAUCAGCCCCCUUACGCCCCUUGGCCCAUCGGCAAAGGCCAUGAUGAAAAUGCUAAAUUUGCAUUUAGCUAGCUAUGAAGUGUUAGCUUAAAAGAGAGGGUGAAUCACGUCUUCGUGUAUAAUGAAUUAUAAAAUGGUUUAUUGCUACAUUUGGCCUCAUAUUUAAUCACUACAAUGCCACGUUGUUAUGGGCUUCAAGUAAAUGUCACUACGGUGAGAUUGUCUUGUACUAGUGGUAGCUAUACGUGUCUCUGGGCACUGUCUGGCCCAUAAGGCGCAUAAUAGACUUCUGCCGGCCAAGCUGGCUACUUCCAGUUUAGUGCUCUGCGAACUUGAGUGGGGAUAAAAUGAUUCAAUCGGAGUCUCUUUUAGACUUGCCAAAUGUUAUUGGACGGUGUGGAUCAAAUACUGAUAUUGAAACAACAAAUUUCGCAGGGGUUAUGAUGCUAAAAAAAAAGUGUCCACUGAUUUACAGGUGACUCUUUCGCCAUGUAAGUCAAUUGGGAAAAGUCUUUUGGGGCCUCAGGGAAUCAUGUGACAGUGUAUUUACACUGUUUGGCCUCUAUGAAAAUUGUCUUCAAAGGCCGGCACACUUCCUGAGGGCCUGGUUAAGAUAUGGAGAUUCUAGCUAGCUAUUAAUAGCAGUGGGCUUAAUGGGGUUGCAUCUAAUGAUCAUCUUCGCUAUCUUAUUAUUUUUCUUUAUUAAAAACAUCUGGAUCUUAUUUAGCUGGACAGCUAGCUACCUAGCAGACACCAGAGGUCAAGGGAUACUUAAGGCAAACAGUCAUGAACCAAUAUACAGAGCUCCUAAAAACUUUGUCUCGUGCGGUUUAAAGAUAUCGAUAAUCUCUACGGACUCUGGGGCUCGCUUGCACAUGAUAAAAAAUGAACAUGUAAAUGUCUUUUCUAAACAGUUUUCUGGACAUAAUCAGGUCGAUUAUGUCUUUCUUGAUAUAAUUAAAAUAAAAUUACUCAUCAAAAUUACAAACAGGCUGAUGCUACAGCAAAAUUGGAAAAACUGGAAAAAACCAUGUUUUACACGAACUAUUUCAAGAUGUUUUUAGGUAAAAUGUAAACUUUUCCUUGCUAUGGAUUCAUUCUUCUAACCAGGUGUACUUUUAUUGCUAACAUUUCAUCCAUACUUUUCUUCUUGUGGGGGAAAUCAGCUUCCUCAAGUCCUGAUUCUGUUGAGAGGAACAAUUAAACUCUCUGUAGACAUAAAAAUACACACGUUUACCUGGAUAAAAUGAACUGGAACUGGAAUUAAAGCCAGAUUUGUUAUUUUACCUCCCAGUGAAGUGACGUGUGUCCCGCUCAGAGACGCUUCAACAGGUCACAUGAGUCUCAGCCUCCUGUAGACUUAAGUACAAUCACAGUUUUACUGAGAAAACAUUCAGGCUUUUGUACUGUUACAGCUUAAGUUCAGCUGAUUUCUGUUGUGUGUGUGUUGGAGGUUGAAGUGUGAUGGGAGCAAUAAAAAAGUGACACAAAACAGAUUUGUUAAAAACCUAAUCUGGUUACAUAAAUUUGGAUCCACGAACAUCAACUACUCAGUCACAAAAAAUAAAGUUUGCAAUAAAAGAAAUAAGGAAUAUUUCAACAUUUUGGCCAGAAAAUUGUUUUUAUAGUCUCUAAAUUGCAGAACAUUAAAUUACAGUGGUUUUAUUACACUGCCUGUAAUGUACAACAUGUCUCUUAUUAAAGUUCAGGGCUCCCUGUGGAGGUUCUGACCUCUAAUUUAAGACCGAUGUUUGUUCAGUUAUAAAAAACACUGAAUGUAAACAGAAAGUUUGUUUACAAGAAAACUCCACAGAGCAGCUUCAACAAAGUUCAUUAAUACGGAUAUAAACUGUUAAUGUGACUGGAUGAUGUCAUUACUUUAAUGAAUCUGAUUUGUUAUCUGUCACGUCACACCGAGCAGCUCUUCGGUCAAAAUGGUGGAUUGUUCCUUUAAUGAUGUCACUGUUCAGCUGUUCAACAUGUCUUCCUGUUUCUAUCAUUUGAUCUUCUGUUUGUCUCUGUGGCACCGAGCAGCUGCUGUAGCCUUAAACCCAGAGGGGAUGAUGGGAGAUGUAGUCCGGCAGUGGUGGUGCUGUGAGUCCUGAUCAGUUCAUGUGCUAAAAUAAAAAAAAACCCUGCAAACUGAA
Molecule: messenger RNA, 5323 nt
Organism: Epinephelus moara (kelp grouper)
Lineage: Eukaryota; Metazoa; Chordata; Actinopteri; Perciformes; Serranidae
Gene: plekho1b
Product: pleckstrin homology domain containing, family O member 1b
Exons: 6
Coding region: 274-1476 (400 amino acids)
Biological process (GO): regulation of myoblast fusion
Cellular component (GO): muscle cell projection membrane; ruffle membrane
Source: RefSeq, a predicted model, not a curated record